CCAGCCACAAGCAGGGGAGGUGAUGGUGAAGGUUAAAGAACCCAGGAGGUGCCUGGGACUCUCCAUCCCACUGAGCACUGCUGUCCUAUCAGGCACUGCAGCAGUCCAGAUCAAGCCAGUGAGCGGUGUGCUGGGGCACUCGGUGCAGCUCCCCCCGCAGCUGCACCCUGGCAGCAGUGUGAAGAGGAUCAUCUGGAGCUUCAGAGCCAACGCCAGCAAGAAAGUAGAAGUGGCGGAGUACAACCUGGAGACGUCCGAGCACCUCAAGUACAACAGGCAGCGGCUGGAGCUGCUCAAUGAGACAACAUUGCAGAUCAACGCCCUGGAGCAGUGCGACAGCGGGGUCUAUGAUGCACACAUCACGUAUCACUCAUCACAGGUGGAUGAAGACUCCUUCAACCUCACCGUCUACGAGCCCGUGCCAGCGCCCCUGAUCCAGCACGAGAUGCUGUCCUACAGCACCGAGGACUGCAGCAUCAUCCUGCGGUGCUCGGUGCCGGCUGGAAGCGGUGCUCAGACCACCUGGCGGCACGACAACACCUCCAGUGCAACUUGGGGACAGAGUGACAAGAGGCACAUGCUGCAUCUGACCGUCCCUGCCAGCGCCCUGAAUGCCACCUACACCUGCGUGGCCUGGAACCCGGCACAGGAGCGAAGCAAGUCCGUGGACGUGGCAGAACUGUGCGCACGAGGUAAAGCCCAUCACCGUCCCCCCCCUGCCCCCCCAGGUGCACAGAGCCAUCGGCCAUCCCAGUGCCUUGUCCCCAUAGAGGCACGCAGGUGGAGGUGGCCCAUCUACCUGGCAGUGCUGGUGGCUGCGGCGGGAGCCUCGAGCAUCGCGCUGUACCUGCUGAGGAGGAGGAGGAGGAGGAAGGCUGACAGAGCUGCCGCCUGCCCCGAGGAGCUGCUGUACUCCCAGGUGCAAAGGAGGGACGUCGAGGACGAGGACGAGCAGGGUCCCAGCAGAACCAUCUACAGCGAGGUGGGCAGCGGUGGGGAUGGCACGGCGCGGCCGCAAGCCUGAGCGAGGACGGACGGACGGACGGACGGACGGACGGACAGCCUGCCCCCAUCUUGCUUUAUUUCCCCCUGUUUUUUCCCCUUCCUCCCCACACGGGAACACGGGCCUGGCGGCGCUCCCCGCGGCCCCAGUAAAGGCAGAGAAGAGGACAGAGCGUCCGCGUGCGCGGAGGGGCUGCGGGGAGCGGGUUGAGCGCAUCGAGACCCCAGCCCCCCCCUCGGGGCGCUUCGCUUUCCACCCUCUUUUGUCCCCCGGCGCCACCCGUCGCGGCGCGGGGUGGGAAUGAGGCGGAGCGGCGCUGUGCGUGCGCGCGCCCGCUCCGACCGGAAGCGGAAGUGCGUGGGAGCGUGCCCGGAAGUGUGUGGGCGGUGGCGGCGGUUCCGGUUCCGGCGGCCGUGCGGGGGAGGCAGCGGCGGCAGCAGCGAGGCGAGCGGCGCGCACCCCCCAUCGGCACCGC
Messenger RNA from Phasianus colchicus (ring-necked pheasant), 1478 nucleotides. Lineage: Eukaryota; Metazoa; Chordata; Aves; Galliformes; Phasianidae. The record is from RefSeq and is a predicted model, not a curated record.